Molecule: messenger RNA, 1148 nt
Organism: Hordeum vulgare subsp. vulgare (domesticated barley)
Lineage: Eukaryota; Viridiplantae; Streptophyta; Magnoliopsida; Poales; Poaceae
Product: F-box protein PP2-B11-like
Exons: 3
Coding region: 95-934 (279 amino acids)
Molecular function (GO): protein binding
Source: RefSeq, a predicted model, not a curated record
UAGAAACCAAAUCAUUCUAAAGCUUCGUUGCUAAGACUCUCGAAGGGACAGACAAUUUCCACCAAAUCGAGUCGACCGAGCGGGGCGAGGAAUUAUGCAGGAGGAGCCGACGGAGGCCUGCGAGAUCGCGCGCCUGCCGUUGGAGCUGCUGUCGGCGGCGCUCUCCCUAACGUCGCCGCGUGAUGCGUGCCGCGCCGCGGCGGUCUCCCCGGACUUCCGCGCCGCGGCCGGCUCCGACGCCGUCUGGGCCUGCUUCCUGCCGCCGCCCGACGAACUGCCGCCGAUCGCCGACGGAGAGGGAGGGCCGCCGCCGCCGCCGCGCAGGAUGAAAGACCUGUUCCUCCGUCUCUCUGGCAGCCACGUCCUACUCCCAGGCGGUCUCAUGAGCAUGUGGCUGGACAGGGAGACCGGCGCAAAGUGCUACAUGGUGCCGGCGAGGGCGCUGUCCAUCGCGUGGCGUGACACGCCGCGCUACUGGGACUGGGUCCCUCUCGCCGAUUCUAGGUUCCCCGAGAGCGCUGUACUCAGAUUAGUUUGCUGGUUGGAUAUCCCUGGCAAGAUAGAUAGCAAGAUGCUCUCCAAAGGCUCAGCCUAUGCCGCACACAUCGUGUACAAGUUGACCGACAGUUCCUACGGGCUGGACUCACCUGUCCAAGAGGCAUCAAUCAGCGUUGGAGGCACCAACCUGACCCGCAACGUCUGCCUCCAACCUAACCAGCAAAGAAGCACGAGCCAAAACCGCCGUGGUGGAGAGCACGUAGUGCUCCCUCGUCAAAGGGCUGAUGGCUGGAUGGAGCUGGAGCUGGGUGAGUUCACCUGCGAUGGGGAUGAAGAUGGUGAUGUGUCCUUUGGCCUGUCGGAGACAAAAGCUUUGAACGGGAAGAGCGGUCUCGUCGUCCAGGGCAUCGAGAUCAGGCAUAAGAAAUCAGGGUAAAUGAGGAGCUCCUGGGAUUAAAUCAAACGCCUCCAGAGUUUACUCCGCUAUGUAAAGAAAAUAAAGGGACCAUAUAAGUUUGUAAUGUGUGCUGUUGAACUGCCCUCUUGGGCUCCACUCUAUCUUUAUAGAUGGGAAUUUAUCCCUUUUGUCUGUUUGAUCUUUAAAGAGGAGAAGAAACAGUUAAUUAUGAGAGGAAUAUUAACCUUCGUCA